Messenger RNA from Vicia villosa (hairy vetch), 1317 nucleotides. RefSeq lists its product as uncharacterized. The transcript is spliced from 2 exons. NCBI's taxonomy places the organism in Eukaryota, Viridiplantae, Streptophyta, Magnoliopsida, Fabales, Fabaceae. The record is from RefSeq and is a predicted model, not a curated record. Bases 1 to 1317 code for a protein of 438 amino acids.
AUGGAUAAGUCGUGGAUUACUAAGCCACAAUCUUCAAUCGCGUAUCAGCAGGGGAUACAAGAAUUUAUUGAUUUUGCAUUUAAAGGUUUAAAAGAAAACGACGUAGUAAUAUGUCCUUGUAAACGCUGCGGUUUUCGAAAAUCAAAGAGUAGGAGUGACAUGUUCGACCACUUAAUGUGGUCACCAUUUCCGCAAGGAUACACCAUGUGGAUUCAUCAUGGAGAGUCCUUUGUACUACCUAGUACUAUCUCCCCUAGUAUUACUCCAAAUAUGGUUGAAGAUACUAUCAUUGUCGAUGAUUAUAUUCAGAACAUGAUUAACGAUGCAUUUGGAGUUGAUAGGAGUCAUGCUAAUGAAAUACCAUCUGCGUCAAAUUUGGAGAUUGACCAAGAAGAUUAUGUGAUGCCAAGUGCAACUCAGGGAACGAACGAAUCCAAGGAGUACUAUGAAUUGGCUAGAGAAAGAGAACAACCUUUAUAUGAAGGGUGUAGACGAUAUUCAAGACUAUCUUUUUUGCUUAAGUUAUACCAUAUCAAGUGUUUAUGUGGAUUGAGUGAGAAGGCAAUGACAAUGAUUUUAGAGUUAAUAAAAGAUGCAUUUGAAUAUGCAAACAUUCCAAGUUCGUUAUAUGAAGCCAAGAAAUCAAUCACAAAACUUGGUUUGAACUAUUUAAAGAUACCCGCAUGUCCAAACGGUUGUAUGCUUUAUUGGGGAGAAGAUGAAGAGAGGGAGACUUGCAAAAACUGCAACACUUCAAAAUGGGAAAAAAAUGAAGAGAUGGCCGACGAUAUGAGAUGGCAUGCAACAGAUAUUAACAAUGAUGGAAUGUUGAGGCAUCCUAGAGAUUCAGAAGCAUGGAAGAAAUUUGACUUGACACAUACUUGGUUUUCAUCAGAUCCACGAAAUGUGCGUCUUCCAUUGGCUAGUGAUGGAUUUAAUCCUUUUGGUGUGAUGAGUACAAACAAUAGUAUUUGGCCAGUUGUUCUUAUUCCAUAUAACACUCCUCCAUGGGUUUGCAUGAAGCAGACAUCUUUUAUAAUGUCAAUGAUAAUUCUCGGUAAAGAAGCACCAGGAAAUAAUAUUGAUGUCUACUUACAACCCUUAGUCAAAGAGCUGAAAGAGUUAUGGACAAAUGGUGUGGAUACAUACGAUUCUUUUAAUAAAGAGAUGUUCAAGUUGCAUGCAAACUUGAUGUGGACAAUUAGUGACUUUCCAGGUUUGGGUUCACUUUCUGGGUGGAACACAUACACAGGACUCGCUUUCCCGUCGUGUAACUUUCAAACUACAUCUCUCUGUCCUAAAGCUAGCCGUAAAUAG